Messenger RNA from Jatropha curcas, 2212 nucleotides. Its product is annotated as signal recognition particle receptor alpha subunit family protein. Gene Ontology annotation, cellular component: endoplasmic reticulum membrane; signal recognition particle receptor complex. Gene Ontology annotation, biological process: intracellular protein transport; SRP-dependent cotranslational protein targeting to membrane. Lineage: Eukaryota; Viridiplantae; Streptophyta; Magnoliopsida; Malpighiales; Euphorbiaceae. Gene Ontology annotation, molecular function: GTPase activity; GTP binding; ATP hydrolysis activity. The record is from RefSeq and is a predicted model, not a curated record.
AAAUUCUCAUUUUGUUUUCCCUUUUUGUCUCAGAUUUUCCAUUUUUUAUCCUUCUCUUCUCCUUUUUUUUGUAUUUUAGGUUUCUCAUUUUUCUCAGAAAUAAAAGAGAAAAAGAAAAGAAAAAGGUUUUUUUUUUAAAAAAAAUUAAGGAUGUUAGAGCAGUUGCUAAUCUUCACAAGAGGAGGAUUAAUCCUCUGGACAUGUAAAGAGCUUGGAAAUGCUCUGAAAGGAUCACCAAUUGACACACUGAUCCGAUCAUGUCUUUUGGAAGAAAGAUCAGGUGCAGCAUUUUAUAAUUAUGAUGCUCCUGGUGCUGCAUACACCCUCAAAUGGACUUUCCAUAACGACCUUGGUCUUGUGUUUGUUGCUGUUUAUCAGCGGAUUCUUCAUUUACUUUAUGUUGAUGAGCUGCUUGCAAUGGUUAAGCGUGAGUUUUCGGAGAUUUAUGAUCCAAAGCGUGUGGAUUAUAAUGAUUUUGAUGAAACUUUUAGGCAACUUAGGAAAGAGGCAGAAGCUCGAGCUGAUGAGUUGAAAAAAUCGAAGCAGGUAAUUAAGCCUGUGAAUGAUGGUAAGAAGCAAGUGCAAGUUAAAAAAAGUGGGUUUGAAGGAGGAAAUAAGAAAAAAGGUGGAGCGAAUGAUGGUGGAGAUGGUGAUAAGGGAAAGGGUUACAAAUUGGAGAAUGGACACUCCAACGGUAAUCAUGUUGAUAUUCAUGAGUCUAGGUCAGAUGUUGCUAACGGUAAAGAAAAUGCUAGUUCCAAUAUUGGAGCUUUUGAUGUAAGCAAGCUUAAGAAGCUUAGAAAUAAAGGUGGAAAGAAAACUGAUACUGUUGUUAGUAAGGGUGCCAAUGUGGACCCAAAGAAAAAGAUAACAAAACAGAAGAGAGUUUGGGAUGAUUCGCCUAAAGAGUCCAAAUUGGACUUUACAGAUCCUGUGGAGGAGAAUGGGAAUGGGCAUGCAGAGGUUGUGGCGACUGAUCAUGGUGAAAGCAUGAUGGAUAAAGAAGAAAUUAUUAGUAGUGACAGUGAGGUGGAAGAUGAGGAAGAGGAGAAAGAUAGCAAGCGUGACACUAAGAAGAAGGGAUGGUUUUCAUCUAUGUUUCAGAGUAUUGCAGGAAAGGCAAACUUGGAGAAGUCAGAUCUGGAACCAGCUUUGAAAGCACUCAAGGAUAGGUUGAUGACCAAGAAUGUGGCUGAGGAGAUAGCUGAGAAGCUUUGCGAAUCAGUUUCAGCAAGUCUUGAAGGUAAAAAGCUGGCAUCUUUCACAAGAAUAUCCUCAACCGUGCAGGGUGCAAUGGAAGACGCUCUUGUUCGAAUUUUAACUCCUAGGCGCUCUAUUGACAUACUGAGAGAUGUACAUGCUGCCAAGGAGCAGAGAAAGCCAUAUGUUGUUGUUUUUGUUGGUGUCAAUGGGGUUGGAAAGUCCACCAAUCUUGCUAAGGUAGCAUACUGGCUUCUGCAGCAUGACAUUAGUGUUAUGAUGGCUGCUUGUGAUACAUUUAGGUCAGGAGCUGUAGAGCAGCUGCGCACUCAUGCACGCAGACUUCAGAUCCCAAUAUUCGAAAAGGGCUAUGAGAAAGAUCCUGCCAUUGUAGCAAAGGAAGCUAUUCAGGAGGCUACACGCAAUGGUUCUGAUGUAGUUCUUGUUGAUACUGCUGGUCGAAUGCAGGAUAAUGAACCAUUGAUGAGAGCUCUUUCAAAACUUAUUUACCUCAACAAUCCAGAUUUGGUCUUGUUUGUUGGAGAGGCAUUGGUUGGAAAUGAUGCCGUUGAUCAACUAUCAAAGUUCAACCAGAAACUAGCCGAUCUCUCUACUUCACCUAAUGCAAGAUUAAUCGAUGGCAUUCUGCUUACCAAGUUUGAUACAAUUGAUGAUAAGGUUGGUGCUGCGCUGUCAAUGGUAUACAUCUCUGGCGCACCAGUAAUGUUCGUCGGCUGUGGACAAUCUUAUACAGAUCUCAAAAAGUUGAAUGUGAAAUCUAUUGUCAAGACACUCCUCAAAUGAGUAGUGUCUGUCCUCUAAAAAAGUUCAUUGGUGCUUUCAAUCGUGUGCUGUUAUAAACAAAUUACAGUCUGCCAAAAAUAGUAUGCUUGUUCUCUUAAAUUCCUGUGAAACAUUUUCUGUAAUGAGAGGUGAAUCAAAUCCUAUCUAGACGGUAGCUAUUCAAAUUGUUCUAUUUGUUCUUUUGCUUUUCUGUUCUGUCACUUCUUUA